Messenger RNA from Octopus bimaculoides (California two-spot octopus), 2628 nucleotides. Its product is annotated as sodium/potassium/calcium exchanger 5. Lineage: Eukaryota; Metazoa; Mollusca; Cephalopoda; Octopoda; Octopodidae. Gene Ontology annotation, molecular function: calcium channel activity; calcium, potassium:sodium antiporter activity. The record is from RefSeq and is a predicted model, not a curated record. Gene Ontology annotation, cellular component: membrane. Gene Ontology annotation, biological process: intracellular calcium ion homeostasis; calcium ion transmembrane transport.
UGGGUUAAUCGAGGGAUUAAUUGAUUAAAUCGAACCCUGUGCUUGAUCAGAACUUUACUUUAUCGAUCAAUGCAGUCAUAGUUGAUUGAUUAAGAAGCUCGCUUUGCAACCAUGUGGAUUCAGAACCCACUACGUGGCACCUUUGUAAGCCUAUUGUGUGUGUGUGUGUGUGUGUGUGUGUAGAGACGCGUGGCCUAGUGGUUAGGGUGUCAGCAUCAUGAUCGUAAGAUUGUGGUUUCGAUUCCUGGACCGGGCGACGCGUUGUGUUCUGGAGCAAAACAUUUCAUUUCACGUUACUCCAGUCCACUCAGCAGGCAAAAAUGAGUAACGCUGCGAUGGACUGGCGUCCCGUCCAUCUGGGGAGCACAUACACCAUUGAAAUCGGGAAACCUGGCCCAUUAGCUUGACUAGGCUUUAAAAGGGUUCUUUUUUUUUUAUUUAUGUAUGCAUGUACGCAUGUAUGUAUGUAAGUAUGUAUGUAUGCAUGUAUGUAUGUAAACAACGGUCUUUCCGUUUCCGUCUACCAAAACCAAUCAGACGGUUCGGUUUGCCUGGAGCUAUGAUAAAAGAUAUAUGCUCAAUGUUCCACGCAGUGGGAUAGAACUUGGAACCUUCAGGUUGGGAAGCAAGCCUCUUACAACACAACCACCCUCGAUAUUUUUUAUUACCCCUUUUUCCUCCUCCAGGUAACUCCUCUUCGAUGGUGGCCGCUAUUCCGAGAUAGCUUUGUGUAUCUUAUCUCUAUCGUUGCCCUGGUGUUGGCUCUCAUGAACGAAACAAUUAAUUGGUAUGAAUCGGUUGCUCUGCUAUUCAUGUACGCCUUCUACGUAACGAUCAUCUUCUUCAACAACCCCUUAGAGGUGAGGGCAUACGCCAUCAUUGAUGCUAUCCUGAAGACAGAUUCGUCAGGCGACAACGAGAAACAGUUUUUGCUUGAUUCAGACGAGAACAAGCGGGUGGUUUACACAGAGCGGGACGCAGCCGAGGUCAGUGUAGAAGUUAUACCCGGCAAGAACAGGCGGAAACAAACGGGUAGCUCUAACCACAGCAGCAAUUCAUCUGUCGGCAGUUCGGACAUGAGGCGCUGGCAAGAGAGUAUUAUGUCCAGUUCAUUAGAAAGUCUCCAUGUUGAUCCGUUGACCUUCCCAGAAAGCACUUGGAAGCGCUGUCUCUGGUUAUGGAUGCUUCCCAUUAAAAUAGUAUUAUACUUCACAGUGCCAGACUGUAGGCGGCCAAUGUGCUUCCGCUUUUGUGUAUGUACGUUUAUCGUGUCCAUUAUCUGGAUCGGAAUCUUCUCCUAUCUAAUGGUCUGGGUUGCUACAUUAACAGGGGAUAUUUUUGAGAUCCCAGAUACAGUUAUAGGUUUCACCAUCCUAGCUAUGGGAACCAGCAUGCCAGAUUGUAUAGCAAGCAUUAUUGUCGCCAAAGAUGGUUUCCUCGACAUGGCCAUAUCAAACACGAUCGGCAGCAACAUAUUCGAUAUCCUCAUUGGUCUCGGUUUCCCCUGGCUGCUCCAGUCAGUGGUCAAUGACAAUAAAGGUGUGAUCGUAUACAGCAGGGGCUUAACUUACUCUUCUCUCACACUGCUGGGCACUGUUUUCUUCUUCUUCGUCUCUCUAAUGUUGUCUGGCUGGAGGUUAACGCGCCUCCUGGGUUUUAUUUUUUUUGGUAUAUACACCACCAUCAUCGUCCUGUCAAGCCUCUACGAAAUGAAUGUAUUCGGGCCAUUGAACCUUCCCGCAUGUCCACGCAAGGAAUAAUACUUUCAAAACGAUAGCUCUCCUCAUUAUCAUCAAAACAAGGAAAAGGGAUUACAAACAUUCGAUUUUCUUUAAAAAAAGUAAUAAAAAACAGAAGCAAAGAGGACGGAGAAUCGAAAUAUAUAUACAUAUACACACACACACGUACAUACAUAGAUAUGCAACUAUAUGCAUGAGAAUACAUGCAUAAAAUAAAACAUACAAAUCUUUGGACUGCAGCCAUGUUGAGGCACCGCAUUCAAGAGUUUAAGCGGAUAAAUUGACCCCAGUACUUCUGUUUUUCUUUUUGUUUUCAAAUCUGAUAAUUAUUCUAUCGGAUCACUUUUGCCAAACUGCAAAGUCACGAGGACAUAAAAGUGAGUUGAAGGUCUUGCGCACCACGUUUUGUAUUCAGCGAGCGAAAGAGUGAAUAGUAUAACCAGUGGCUGUGAUUCUCGACUGGGGAUUGAUUGAUCAACCACACCGAAGGCCAAAAAUAAAAAGCAACAAAAUAAAGAAACCCUCAAAAUGCAGGUUUUUCUCAUCCUCGCUAUAUUUGACUCCACUCAAAGCAAUUCUCAUGCCCAUCACAUGCCAUUCCAACAACCCACUGUUCUUUGUUAUCGAUGAGGCCCUGGUAGGUUUCCAAUAUCCUAACAUGUUUACCAAUAUGCUAAUAUGUCAAACCAGUCUUCUCCUUUCCCACCUAUUUAUUUUUCAGCUGGAAAUGAGCAUUUUUAGCCAGUGUAUAUAAACAGCUUCAACAAUUUUAUGUAUAUAAACAGCUUCAAUAUUUUUUAUAAAAAGUCGCCCGAACAUUGGAAUAAUGAAACUUCGGUAGCGACUUGUAAAAAAAUCCAAACCUUGAAUAAAAUUUAUUCCACUUCUC